AAAGGGAAAGGCGACGCAGAUGUAUUCCACGUGAAAAAGUAUCAACCAUGGCACCAGUACCACAGGAGCCAGAGAUUACCCUCGCUCAAAGACUAGCAUCAAACGAGAAACCCAUUAGGACUAAAGCCUUAAAGACUCUCAGGAAGUAUUUUAAUCUCCGGUCUCAAAAAAUCGAAGGUGGUUUUACGAGUGAAGACUUGCUGAAGAUAUGGAAGGGACUUUUCUACUGCCUGUGGAUGCAGGACAAGCCUCUCCUGCAGGAGGAAAUUUCACACAAAAUCUCCAGCCUGAUUCACAGCUUCCACACCACCGACACCCAGCUGUUGUAUUUCACGACGUUUCUCCAGACUGUAAAGAGAGAGUGGAACGGCAUCGACAGACUGCGCAUGGACAAGUUUUACCAGCUGGUUCGCUUCGUGUUCAGGCAAGCUUUCGAGGUGUUAAAGAGGAGGGAAUGGGAUGCCAGUCUGGUGAAUCAGUUUUUACACGUCUUCACUGAGCAGCUUUUGCAGAACUCUGAGAAUGUCCCGAAAGGACUGAUGCUGCACAUUCUGGACCUCUACAUGACCGAGUUGGCUCAGGUCGGCUCUACUGAGCUGACAGCAGAACAGAACCUGACUUUCAUCGACCCCUUUUGCAAAACCAUGGCCAAGACCAAAGAUGGCUUGCUGUUGCUUUCCAUCUCUAAGAACAUCUUCAGGACUAUUUUGGAUCAUGCACCUUUUGCCAUUGAAGACCUGAUCAGGGAGCUGCAGCAGGGAGGAGGAGACGAUUCAGACUCUGGUCAGGCUUCUGGGGAGGAGGAGGAUGAAAUAGGAGAGGAAGAGAAGCUGAAAAACAGAACACCCAAGAAGACUAAAGUGAAGAAGGUCAACGGCAUCUCUGAGGUGAUGGAAAGCAGAAAGGGAAAUAAAGAGGAGCCGGAAUUGGACGACGUGGGCUCUGACGAGGAUGACGGUGUUGGUCCGGUUCUACAGUUUGACUACGGCGCAGUUGCAGAUCGCCUUUUUGAGUUGGGAAGCCACUUGAACACACGGAACAUCAACCGCAAAAAGAUGUACAGCUUGGUGAAGGCUUUUCGCAAUUUAAAUGAAGGGAUUUCCGAUGGAAAAGAGGAUGAUAAUGCUGACGUGAGCAAAACAUCAGAUAACAAGAUGUUGAAAAAGAAGAGCAAGAAGAAGAAGAGAAAAAAUGAAAGGUCCACAACUGGGGAUGAAUCUCUGGCUAAGAAGAGCAAAGCUUGUCAAGACGAACGAAAGGCAAUCGAUUCACUGAACAAUAACACAGAAGAUCAGAGAGUGGUUCUCAGAGAUAAUUCCCAACAUCACCAUAAGCUUGACAGCCGACUGAAAGCCUCAGAAAUAGAAGCUGAUGGUGAAUCAGUGUGUCAGUAUAAAGAAUCAGACUCACAAAGCCAACUGCAGGUCGCUGUCACUGUCAAGAACAAGAGGAAAAGUAAAAAGGCGAAGACAGGUUUGCAGGAUGUGGGGGGAGAAGUAGCACAGGAAUCGGAUGGAGAACACCAGGGUAACAGUUGCAAAGUGGAGAACUGUGCAGCUCAGAAGCCUGGAAUGGAAACUGGAGCGGCUGAAUGUGUGACUUCUCUUACACAGGAGAAAACUAAGAAGAAAAAGAAGUUGAAUGCGGGAGAAGAGAAAAUGGACACAGAAACUGAUGGACAGAUUCAACCGGAGGUGAUUUCUCUUCAGUUAAAGACUCAAAAAACAGAAGAUACUAAAGCAAAAGCCCAGCUUGGUGAUCCUGGUGAGUUAGACACCAGUGCAGUAGAGAAAAAGAAGAAAAGAAAAAACAAGAAACUGUGCUCAGGCUUGCAGGAUGUUGGAGGAGUAGCAGCAGUCCAAACUCUGCCUAAAGAAGAUAGUGCUGGUGAUGAGAUCACGCUACAGAAAGCGGAUCGGGACAACACCACAACACAUAGCCAAGUGGAGACAAGUACUAUCCAAACAAAGAAGGUGAAAAGAAAGAAGUCCAGCUUAAAGAAAUUUGGAGAAGAGUUUAAAUCUCUUGCUGUGUUGGAGGACAGUGAGAUCAGCGUACAUCCCUGUCCUACAUCCGAGGAAGACAGCGUAACGCAGUGUGCUCUGAAGGCAAGUUCCACCAAGAAGAAAAAGGGCAAGAGGCUCAUGGCCGAUGGCUCCAGCUCACAGGAAGUAGGCAAAGAAGUCGACUCCACAUCACAAGACAGCAGUGCGGAUGUGAGGACCAAGAAAAGCAAGAAGAAGAAGGCAACAGAGGAAACUGGGAGCAAACAGCAGGUAGAUCUUGAUGUCGGAGAACCUGAGGUGUCCUCAGACAGUGCACACAUUACUACUACUACUACUCCUAAAAAUAAAGGUAAUACUGCUGAAUGUCCUCAAUCCAAAUUGAAGAAAACUAAGAAAAAGAAAGAGUCUUCUUCAAAUGAGGAAGUGUCUACGCUUGAAGCUAAAGAACAGCCUGCAGUAGAAGCUGUUUUUCCAAAACACACACCAUGGAAAAAGAAGAAAAUCCAGAACAAAAAAGAAAGUCAGCUUGCAGAUGAAGCAGGAGAAGUAUCCCGUCUGACUGUAAAGGAGAAAGCAGGAACAGAAGCACCAGAUACUCUGCUAUCAGACAGGACCAUCUGCACACCUGAAAUGAAGUCUCUGACCCCAAUGAAAAAGGGCAAGAAGAAAAGGAAGCUUCAGACAGAUGAAGCAGAAAUGUCUCAGAGUAAUGGACAUGCACAGGAAGAGCUGAGUGGAAAGAAAGUUAAAUUCAGUCAGGGCAUUGAGGUUUCCACACCAGUAACCCCCAAGAAGCUGAAGAUGGUAAAAGCCUCACCAAAAUCUGACUUUGUCUCCUUUCAGGGUCUAAUAAAGCCCCCCACUCCACUCUUCUAUAAAACCAAACCAAAAGUCAGCACACCUCUGACCAGCAUCAAGGGAAAAUUCCAAACUCCAAAGUCAGAAACUAAGAAAGUGACCUUUGGGCUGAAGAACAAUAAAACCGCUGAAUUCCGGAAGACAGACAGGAGCUUGUUGGUGAGUCCUGUCGGGUCGUCCCGUGUGGCAUUCGACCCUAAAAAGAUGCCAGUGUCGGGAGUUCUGAAGUCACCUUCACCGUCUCCAGUAGCGAAAAAACUUGCAGCCAAGAAAAGACCAACAGCAGCAGAUUUCUUCUAAAACUUCCACUCUGUCCUUACAUGUUGAUUUGCUCUGAUGAAGCUCCUUUCUGAAAGAGUUCAAGAGAUUAAGCUGAAUGACAGACAGCAAAAUCUCUUAUGCAAUAAAAUGAUUAAAAGAAAAACACCCAAUACAAGGUGUAAUUUAUUAAAGAAACAGAUUCCUGUUGCUGACCUUUUAUACAGAUAGCAAAUGAGUUGAAAGUGGACUAGAUGACACCAGGGCAUAAAACAUUUUCAGCCCUGUGACAUAGUGCAGAUGUAAUUUGUGUAAUAUGUUGAAAUCUGUUUUCAGCUGAAUUGGGUUUUGUACCGUUGUCCUGUUGUGGCUUUAAUAAAAAUGUUCUUACGUGGUAAA
Molecule: messenger RNA, 3521 nt
Organism: Hemibagrus wyckioides
Lineage: Eukaryota; Metazoa; Chordata; Actinopteri; Siluriformes; Bagridae
Product: ribosomal RNA processing protein 1 homolog B-like
Exons: 16
Coding region: 48-3164 (1038 amino acids)
Biological process (GO): rRNA processing
Cellular component (GO): preribosome, small subunit precursor; nucleus; preribosome, large subunit precursor
Source: RefSeq, a predicted model, not a curated record